Molecule: messenger RNA, 1236 nt
Organism: Penicillium alfredii
Lineage: Eukaryota; Fungi; Ascomycota; Eurotiomycetes; Eurotiales; Aspergillaceae
Product: amphiphysin
Exons: 3
Coding region: 1-1236 (411 amino acids)
Biological process (GO): endocytosis; actin cortical patch localization; plasma membrane tubulation
Cellular component (GO): mating projection tip; actin cortical patch; Rvs161p-Rvs167p complex
Molecular function (GO): protein binding; lipid binding
Source: RefSeq, a predicted model, not a curated record
AUGAGUUUUAAAGGCUUCCAGAAGAGCCUUGUGCGGGCUCCGCAGCAGUUCAAGGUCAAGUUCAACAUGGGCGAACACACCAAGGACGCGGUGUACCUCGAUGCGGAACGCCGCUUCCAGGAACUCGAGAAAGAGACAAAGAAGCUCCACGAUGAAUCCAAGAAAUACACUGGUGCUAUCAACGGCAUGUUGAAUCACCAGAUCGAAUUCUCCAAAGCUGUCGCCGAAAUCUACAAGCCCAUUUCAGGCCGUGCUUCCGACCCCAACUCCUACCACGAUGAAGGAAAUGCCGAGGGGAUCCAGGCCUGUGAGGAUUAUGAAACGAUCGUGCGUGAACUACAAGAGGCUCUGGCUCCCGAGCUGGAGAUGAUCGACAGUCGAAUCGUCAGCCCUGCGGACCAGCUGCUCGAGGUGAUCAAGGUGAUCCGCAAGGUUGGCCUCAAGCGCGACCAUAAGCAAUUGGAUUAUGACCGCCACCGCGCUUCGCUGAAGAAGUUGCAGGACAAGAAAGACAAGUCAAUCAAGGACGAGAAGGCGCUUUACAAGGCGGAGAACGACGUCGAGCAGGCGACACAGGAAUUCAACUACUACAAUGACCUACUGAAGGACGAGCUGCCCAAGCUGUUUCUUCUUGAGGCUGAGUUCAUCCGACCGUUGUUCCAGUCGUUUUACUACAUGCAGCUCAACAUCUUUUACACCUUGCACGAGCGGAUGCAGGGCAUGAACAUCAGCUAUUUCAACCUCGCGCUGGAUGUCGAGGAGGCCUUUGAGCAGAAGCGAGGUGACGUGAAGGAACGCGCCGAGGCUCUCAGUAUCGUACACUACAAAACCCAGGGAGGCCGUCGCACCAAUACGCGGCUGAAUCCACUGGGCAAGGACUCCGACAGCAAGAGCGCCGCGUCCCGAGAGCGCUCUAGCUCUACUGCCGACGAACAUCCCCCGCCACCGUAUUCUAUGGCGGCAGCCACCCCCAGCCCGACUGGGAGCUUUUCCUCUGCUGCUAAGAGCAAGCCGGCUCCGCCGCCUCCAAGGGCGAAGCCUGCACACCUGAGUCGCCCCGUCGAGACCGUGACCGCACUCUACGAUUACGAGGCCCAAGCCCACGGCGACCUGGGCUUCUCAGCGGGCGAGGUCAUUGAGAUUGUCCAUCGCACCGAGAAUCAGAAUGAAUGGUGGUCCGGGCGCGUCAACGGUCGCGAGGGCCAGUUUCCUGCAAACUACGUGCAAUUGAAUUAG